GUACUGGACUUUGUGCUGCGACUGGAAGUGGAUAAGGGGUGUAGAUUGAGGCCGCAUGUGGUAUUGAUCCUUGUCAAUUUCAAAGCCGCUUCGACAUCGGUGAAUGCUUCUUUUCUCUCAGAGAAUUAUUACAUGGCACUCGCGCUUCUUCAGAUCCACCUUCAGGCCUGCGUCGCUCAGGUGUCCAAAAAUAUUCUUGAUGUAGGUCUUGUGGUCCUCCAAAUAUGUAACGUUAUUCAAGUAUUUGGGAAGUGGUAUGGCCAGGCUGCAUCAACAUCUUCUCCUCCCGGUGACCGGCAUGUGUGGUUGGUCUCGUCGAUGCGCGUUCCGCUCUAUGUAUGCCUCUUUCCGAAGCAGUUGUUGUUGGUAAAUGGCGGGCAAGGGGCGGGGAAUGCAGAAUCUGCGAGGCUCCUUCCUAAGGCUCAUGUUACUGACCCGGACGGAUCAAGGAAGGCUUUGGUCAUAGCAUCGAACUUCUUGCCCAAGGAAACGCCGCGAAGCAUGAAUCUCUUCUCGAUCGAGGUCGUCUCUAUUGUCCUCGACCUCGGUGAUCAGAUAUCUACCUCUACGGCUAAGUACCCCGAACUUCGGAUAUCGAUGUCUCCAGAUUCGGCGUAG
Messenger RNA from Neurospora tetrasperma FGSC 2508, 618 nucleotides. RefSeq lists its product as uncharacterized. NCBI's taxonomy places the organism in Eukaryota, Fungi, Ascomycota, Sordariomycetes, Sordariales, Sordariaceae. The annotation marks the transcript as partial. The transcript is spliced from 5 exons. The record is from RefSeq and is a predicted model, not a curated record.